AUAAAAACCUACGAUUGACAAUAAUUGACAUCAAUCACCAACCAAGCAUUGACUAAACUACAUGAAAAUGUUCAGCAAACUUAUAACCUUCGGUAGUCUGCUAGUAGCUGCAAGUGCUAGUCCAUACGGCCAUGCUGUCUCCUCUCAGAGCAUCGUUCGGCACGACGGGGGCUACGCCCCUGUAGCACACAUCGAAGCCCCAGCACUCUACGCUGUUCCCUUAAUACACGCAGCACCUCUAGCUCAUUAUGAUGCCCCUAUUUCCUAUGAUGGACACAAUGGACAUUACAAUGGAUACGACGAACAUUAUGAUGGCUCAGAUGAAUAUGGCCACGAUCACCCUAAAUACGACUUUGAAUAUUCGGUAUCGGACCCACACACCGGUGACCACAAGUCGCAGCACGAGAGCCGCGACGGGGACGUUGUGCAUGGCUACUACUCGUUGGUGCAACCAGACGGCUCUGUGCGCAAGGUCGAGUACACCGCCGACGACCAUAACGGAUUCAACGCAAUUGUUCAUAACUCGGCGCCGUCCAUCCAUCCAGAACCUGCCUACUACGCAGCCCCCGCAGUGCACGCCGCCCCUAUUGUUCAGUAUGCCCCUAUUGAGCACUCCGCCCCAAUAUAUGCCGCUGCUCCCAUUGCCCAUGCUGAAUACUCCGGACAUGGACAUGAAGACUACUAUUCUCACCCCAAAUACCAGUACUCGUACUCCGUGGAGGACCCUCACACCGGAGAUCACAAGUCGCAGCACGAGAGCCGCGACGGUGAUGUCGUGAAGGGUGAAUACUCGCUGCUCCAACCUGAUGGCACUUUCCGCAAGGUGUCCUACUCCGCCGAUGACCACAAUGGAUUCAACGCCGUUGUACAUAACUCCGGACCUAGCCAUCACGUUUACUCUUCUCAACACCAUCAUUAUUAGAUUUGGAAAGGAUUAAGAUACAUAUAUUCCUUGACUAUUUAUUCUUACUGUGAUUUACCCUGUACAUAAUAAAUUCAUAUUUUUAUAAUGAUAGUCAUU
Achroia grisella is the source of this 1021-nucleotide messenger RNA. RefSeq names its product cuticle protein 19-like. The record is from RefSeq and is a predicted model, not a curated record. NCBI's taxonomy places the organism in Eukaryota, Metazoa, Arthropoda, Insecta, Lepidoptera, Pyralidae. Gene Ontology annotation, cellular component: extracellular matrix. The transcript is spliced from 7 exons. The coding region runs from base 62 to 922 and encodes 286 amino acids.